Molecule: messenger RNA, 633 nt
Organism: Microsporum canis CBS 113480
Lineage: Eukaryota; Fungi; Ascomycota; Eurotiomycetes; Onygenales; Arthrodermataceae
Product: NADH-ubiquinone oxidoreductase kDa subunit
Exons: 4
Coding region: 1-633 (210 amino acids)
Source: RefSeq, a predicted model, not a curated record
AUGAGAGCGUCCAAGAUCUUGCAGACGGCCUCGGCCGCCUCGCACGUCGUCCCCGUCAACCAGAAAUACACCGUGCAAUCCUACGGCAUAUGGGAGAGAAUUCGACGGGCCUUUGCCGUUGAUCCCACUCGCUCUAACGGUGUCCCAUUGAACGCCCAGUUUCGAAACCCAGCGCCAGGAGCCCUUGAGCCGCAGACAUACGAUGACCCCGUCACCAUUCCCGCUGCUGAUAUCGCAGAUAACCCAUACUGGAAGCGAGACGUACGAAGAGCUUAUCCCCAGGUCAGCGUGGUCAAGCAGGCGGAUGUUGUUGGCCUCUUGACCUACGGUAGUAAGGCGGAACCAAAGGAUAGUCUUCUUGCCGGCGAGGCAGGCACGCAGCAGCUGGUACAGACACAGCAAACGGCAGAGGAGCGUGGACUCGCUGCGCAUUUCCAGGAGAAGGCCAGCUCCGGAGCUGACGUCCUUGGUACUCAAGCAUUGGCGGAAAUAGCAUAUCACUGCCUUGAUGCUGCUCUUCUCUUCUCUUCGGUUUAUGCUGGUAUCCCGUAUAUCGCCAUGAAACAAGUACUUCGUGAUCUUCAUCUUACCAAUAGCGCUCACCUUUGCAUAACAACUUCCACCAAAUCUUAA